Messenger RNA from Cooperia oncophora, 1287 nucleotides. The record is from the annotation of a GenBank genome assembly. NCBI's taxonomy places the organism in Eukaryota, Metazoa, Nematoda, Chromadorea, Rhabditida, Trichostrongylidae.
AUGGAGUCACCAGUAGUAACUAGCACGUCAUCACUCGAACCAUCAACAUCGGCUGGACUUCCUGCAAGCUGUCCUGAAGAACCAUGUACCUCAUCAGAUGUACGUUUCGCCGCCAUAGAUAACGAACCGAAGAGUUUCGUAUACUCGAGAGCUCCUGAAGAUGUACCAUUCAAGCGGGAGAAGCCAGAAAAACCGGGAGAAAGGCCGUCUUCUUCCUCAAGUCGCACCAUAAGUAGAGCUUCGCUGUUAGAGGAAAACAUCGAGGAAGAAGCAGGAACUCCACUUGAAACAGAUCGUUUUGGGUUUUUCGUUCGCCCGGAUGAAACUUACCCAGCAAGUAGCGAGUCCUCUAUGAAUUUGGAUAAGUUACGAAAACGAGAAAAGAAGUGGAUACAUAUGUUGGACAACUGGAGGUAUUACAUGGACGAUAAGUUUCACGUUGUACGAGAGCGUUGCAGAAAAGGUAUUCCACCUUCAAUCAGAGGAAAAGCAUGGAAAUAUCUUUGUGGUGCAACAUAUCAAAUGGAGGUUUCCACAAAUCGGACAGUUUUCGAUAAGUGCAUGGCUCAACCAGGUGAUCCCAAAUGGAUAGAUGAAAUUGAAAAAGACCUUAAUCGACAAUUUCCAAAUCAUGAAAUGUUCUCCAGGAACGGCAAAUUUGGUGAAGCAGGAAAGGAAGAUUUGUUCCAACUUCUGAAGGCAUAUACUGUUCUCCACCCCGAGGAAGGCUACUGUCAAGGUCAGGCUCCUGUGGCGUCGGUCCUUUUGAUGCAUAUGCCACUCAGAGAUGCGUUCUAUUGUUUUGUUCAGUUGUGCCAUAGAUAUCUUCCUGAUUACUAUAGCCCGGGUCUGGAAGCUGUGCAAGUUGACGGGGACAUACUCGUUCAGCUGCUAAAGGAAAAGUCAAGAACCAGCUAUCAGCACCUAAAGAAGCAAAACGUGGAACCUGUGCUGUACAUGGUGGAGUGGUUUAUGUGCAUUUAUUGCCGCACUCUUCCAUGGCCAACAGUCCUUCGAGUGUGGGACAUGUUUAUGUGCGAAGGUGCAAAAGUCCUGUUCAAAGUAGCGCUGGUAUUAUUCAAAUAUGGAUUAGGUACUAAAGAGCAGUGUAAACAAUAUCCUGAUUUGCAUUCGAUAGUGACUCGCCUUAGGAACCUUCCACAGAAAAUCACCUCUGAAGAGUUUUUAAUCCAGAAGGUGUGCGAACUCAAUCUGAACGAAGCCGAUCUCGAAAAAAUGCAUUUUAGAGCGCUUAAGCUGCGACAAAUUAAAUUUGAGCAAAAGUAG